AUAUAUAUAGAGAGAGAGAGAGAGAAAGAGAAAGACAGAAAGAGAGAAUCGAGCAAAAGCGAUCGUCGUGUGGGUAAAUGUCGAGUGAAAACUUGUUAAAACACGCCAGAAAUUCACCAAGAUUUUAAACAUCAACCUUAGCGUGAUUGAAUGUUAGACAAUAGAAUCUGGUUGAAGAUUUGAUUAAAUCUCAGUUGUGUGAAUAUUCUCAGCAGUGCGCUAGCGUACGCAUUCUAAUAAAGAGAUAAAUCAUGAUCUAUUCACACGCACUGUAUCGGUACAUGCAGGCACACACAUGCAUGCGCUUGUUAUCCUUAACCCACUAGUAGCAUCUACAGCGCAUACAGCAGCGCAACAACUAAGAUUCAGUUGCAUUCGAACCGUCGACUGGAACAGAAUGUUUGCAAUCGUACUGUUUCUCAUCGCCGCGUGUGUCUGCUAUUACUACACCUGUGUCGUGCGCACUCGGUAUGCACAGGACGUGCCCUGUGCUCAGCCUUGCUAUCCACUGAUAGGGAACGGCCUAUCGUUCCUAGAAAAGUCACCGGUCAAACUGUUCCAGAAUGUGGUGCAACCGUUUAACCAGUUCGAUCGGUGGUUCAAAGUUUGGCUCGGACCACAGCUGAUGCUGUGCACCUCGCAUCCAGUGCUGGCCGAGUCGGUGUUGAGCCAUCCAAAGUGCUUGGAUAAGCCAUUUUUCUACAGCUUUGUGCAGCUCGAGCAGGGAAUUUUGACUCGCAAAUGUAUGUAUCAAAACUGGAAGCGGUACCGAAAAGUGAUGAGCCCUGCCUUCAGCACGAGCAAAGUGACCAACGCGCUACCGUUGUUCGUAAUGUGUGCGGACAAUUUGAUGUCCAAGCUAGAGGCAAUGGUGGCGAAUGAUUCAACAGUUUCGCUGGCACCAGUUUUGAGCGAGUGUUUGCUUAAUGUGAUAUUUUCCACUACCCUGGGAGCAAAUGUAGUAGAAGAGAGGGAGGCGAAGCAUAUUUUAAACAAUCUAGACAUAUUAUUUCAGAUGAUAUCUGCUCGAGCGAUAAAUGCACUGCACCACAUCGACUGGGUCUACAAGCAUACAAACAAUUGCAAAAUAGAAUCCGCUUCCAGGGCGGCGUGUUAUAGCGUAGUAGAUAAGGUUCUUGCGUCCCGGAGAAGCGCCUUAGAAAAUGAGUUCUACGAAGCGAACGAUUCGCCAGCCAUGUUGGAUCGAUUGCUUUCGGUGAAUGAGGACGGUCCACUGUCGGAUACAGAAAUCGUACAAAACAUCUACUCAAUCGUCGGUGCUGGUAACGAUACGACGGCACACUCGCUCGGUCACACGUGCCUAUUCCUUGCGAUGCAUCCUGCAGUACAAAGAAAGCUGUACCAAGAGCUGCGCGAUGUGUUUUACAGUGCCGAUGAGCACAUUACCGAGGAAAAGCUGAAACAACUAAGCUACAUGGAGUGUGUGAUCAAGGAAAGCUUACGACUAGCUCCUCCGGGCGCAACGGUGGCACGCGAAGCCCAAGAAGACCUAACAGUCGAGGGACAGUUGAUUCCGCGCGGUACAACGGUAGUUGUGAGCUUAUUUGCACUGCAUCGUAGAAAGGAUUUCUGGGGUGCCGAUGCGGAGAGGUUCGAUCCCGAUCGAUUUCUGCCCGAACGGUGCAAGAAUAGAAUGGGUUGUGCCUUUAUGCCGUUCAACACAGGGAGUCGCAAUUGCAUUGGCUCACGGUACGCCAUGCAGAUUAUGAAGAUUAUUUUGUGCAAGAUCGUUCGGAGGUAUGAGCUCCACACCGAGCUAACUAUGGAGCGGAUGCAGUUUCGGUUCGAUAUAGCUCUAAAGCAGGAGCAGGGAUACUUAAUACGGUUCGAGCGUAGAGUUGAAAGUGAUUAAAGGAAUUAUAAAUAUGUUCCAUCAGUUAUUCCUUACAACUCUAUUUGGCCUUCUUCGUUACACUUUCGAUAGCGCUGGUUGACCUCGGACACGUCCAACAUCAUCUCUCUCGCCCGAUAGUAAACGCACGAUUCCAUUUUAAGCUCGUUAAAGUACAUUGAAAGCUCAACAUGGAAGUAAAUCUCAUCCAUCUUCGAGUCAACGUACUCCUGCAUUGCUUCCAGAAUCGGUUUGGACUGAAAAGAGUUCAAAUUGGUGGAAAAAAUUGUUCAGUUCUGGUGAUUUGGUUCAGCGACUAUACAUGCAUGCUCACCAUUUCAUAGCAGCUUGCCAUCUCAUCAUAAACCUUCGCAUCGUAACCGACGCGCAAGGUGCUCUGGUGGCACUCCAAAAUCUCUUCCAAAGUGAGCUGAAUGUCCCUGUCCGCUAAGCUGAGCAAUUGUUUCGCCAUUUCAAACGGGCGCUCGGUGUCGUUGCCAACGUGGAAGCACUGCAGAAUUCGAUCCAAUCCAAUCCACAAUUUCUCCACAGCCUUUUUGUUGUUGUACUCCGCCAAGCAUUUGAGUGAGCUUUCUUGCCUCAGAAACGCUUCGAUGGGAGCUUCCAUUAGCGUUUGCGGUAUGGCGGACACUUCUUCCGCUACGAUGUUAAUCAAGUUCGUCGUUUCAUUGAACCAAUCGUCCAGCUGUUCAGUUAGAUCUUCCGCUAAAAUAUCGGUUUCGUUCGUCAAAAACGUCAUAAAGCUCUCAACAAUCACAAACAUAUCGUUAUUCCCCUCGGUGGGAAGAAUCAUGUCACUGAUAGCGUGUUGCCUAUCGAGCAAGUUGACUGUCGCACUUGCAAUUGAACUACGGAUUGUUGCAUUUACCUGUUCCAUUUGAUCGAACAGCGCAGUCAGGUGUAAUGGGGCUGAGAACGUUCCCAUAAUGUUAUCCAGCUCGUCCAACACAACCUGCAUGCUGCGUUUCGUCUCAUCCAACCGGGAUCGGUAAUGGGUGGCCGCCUGUUCUACCGCCUCUAACGAUGACUCUAUCUGGCCAAAGUCCUCUAAGGUUAUUUGCUGACAGAGCUGUUCCACCAGCAGCAGUAGCGAUCGGGUAACGUCGCGAAACAAUACAUUCUCACUGUAGAGCGACGGAAGAUGGAACACUUUUUCACAGUCUUGAAUGGUGUUCUCCAGCGUAUGAUCGAUCAGUGCCAGCACCCUCAAAAUCGCAGUAAUACUUUCCUGAUUUUGACGUUCGAAUUCGUGAAACGUUCUUCGGAGACGACUAAUCGCACUUCCAUCGGAGGAUGAUUCGGCGUGCAACGGACCCGUAAGCAGUGCGUUACGUUCCAGUGUCUGUAGCUCGCUGGAGAGCACUUGCUGCAGUGCGAUGACCUUGGGAGAUAUGGUACCGUAUGCCUGUAGCUAAAAUUGGAAGGAAUUAUGGCACCCUUUUCAUUGAAGAAUUGUAGAAUUACGACUUGACCACUUACACUUCCAUGUAGCAGCAGCCCUAGCAAUACGGAGAAUGCUUUGUGGUGAUCCAUUGCGGUUGGUGCUCUGCUCAACCGUAAAGUGGGCCGGUUUGUCACCAGUGAAUCAAGUUUUGAUAGAACGGUAGUAACUUCCGGAAACGAUUGCUGCAUCGACAUCAUGCAAUUAGGGGUGGUUGAUAAUAUGUUAGGAGCGCGUUGCUAGAAAUUACUUGCACAUUUCGAAACGAAAGUGUAACGGUGAGUGGUGCAAACGUGAGCUAUUGCGGUUUGGGAUGUAUUUAAUGCGAAGCUCAUCAUGAGCAAUUGUCAUUCUUCAGUGAGUGUUUCUGGUGGAGCAUCAGUGAGGUUUGUAUGUAUCUACAAUGUUUGCUUUAUUUCAAAAUUUCCGUAUAAAAUCGAUACGAAAUAUUGCGAAUGGAUAAGUUCUCUUAGGUAAACACAACAUCUGCUGUACACAAGUUUGGAAUAGAAGGUGAAUCUUGUACCAGACACCUUGUUGUCAUGGUUGGAUUGUUUUUAAACGCUGCUUAGUAACCGUCGAGUGAAUUGUGUAAAAGCACACCAUCUCCAUUAUGCUAUCGCGUUCAAACACUUCAGUAAAAGUUGCAUACAUGUGUGUGAUCGUUGUAGCUAAUAUUGAUACAACGCUCGUUGGCCAGAGUUUAACCUAUUUGACUUGCAAAUGAGCAUGUCUAAUUCGAUAGCGGGGCGGAGUUUACCAACAAUUAGCUAAAUCCAAUAAGCGAGAGAAGCUUCAAAUCAUACAAUUGCAGUGUAAAAGUAAAAGUGAACGUGGCAAUGUAACAAAAUUGUUUGGUUAUGAUUUUAUAAUGUAUGUUUAAAAUAUAUUUUUAUUGAUGCUGUAUAAACAUA
Messenger RNA from Anopheles arabiensis, 4228 nucleotides. Its product is annotated as cytochrome P450 4V2-like. The record is from RefSeq and is a predicted model, not a curated record. NCBI's taxonomy places the organism in Eukaryota, Metazoa, Arthropoda, Insecta, Diptera, Culicidae. The transcript is spliced from 5 exons. The coding region runs from base 296 to 1873 and encodes 525 amino acids. Gene Ontology annotation, molecular function: oxidoreductase activity, acting on paired donors, with incorporation or reduction of molecular oxygen; heme binding; monooxygenase activity.